Molecule: messenger RNA, 337 nt
Organism: Funneliformis geosporum
Lineage: Eukaryota; Fungi; Glomeromycota; Glomeromycetes; Glomerales; Glomeraceae
Source: the annotation of a GenBank genome assembly
GAGGCAGAACUUCCUUCCAUUCACGAAUUUAGUACACAUCUUCAUGGCAAAAUUACUCAAGAUGACUACAAACAUGCCCAGAAAGUAUGGAAGGAAUUCAGAUGUAAAAAUCUAGGUGAAUACCAUGAUCUCUAUCUUAAAACUAAUGUACUUAGUCUAGCAGAUGUCUGUACAGAGUUUCAAAAAAUGUCUAUGAAAUAUUAUGAACUUGAUCCCAGUCACUAUGUUUCUGCCCUAUCAUUAUCCUGGAAUAGAAUACUUAAGAUGUCAGGAGUUAGGAUUGAACUUUUCACAGAUAUGACUAUGCAUGAUUUUACCAAAAAAGCUAAGCAUGGUG